Chrysochloris asiatica (Cape golden mole) is the source of this 1272-nucleotide messenger RNA. RefSeq names its product carbohydrate (N-acetylglucosamine 6-O) sulfotransferase 6 (gene CHST6). The record is from RefSeq and is a predicted model, not a curated record. Gene Ontology annotation, cellular component: Golgi membrane. Gene Ontology annotation, biological process: N-acetylglucosamine metabolic process; keratan sulfate proteoglycan biosynthetic process; carbohydrate metabolic process. The transcript has a single exon. Gene Ontology annotation, molecular function: N-acetylglucosamine 6-O-sulfotransferase activity. Lineage: Eukaryota; Metazoa; Chordata; Mammalia; Afrosoricida; Chrysochloridae.
AUGUGGCUGCCACGCGUCUCCAGCACAGCUGUGACUGUGCUCCUGCUGACGCAGUCGGUCCUCCUGAUCUUCCUGGUCUCCCGGCCUAUAUGGCCUGAACCACCAUCCCCAGCAGACAGCCAGGAGCGCGUACACGUGCUGGUCCUGUCCUCGUGGCGCUCGGGCUCGUCCUUGGUGGGCCAACUCUUUAGCCAGCACCCCGACGUCUUCUACCUGAUGGAGCCUGGCUGGCACGUGUGGACCGCCCUAUCGCAGGGUAGCGCUCCAGCGCUGCACAUGGCUGUGCGGGACUUGGUGCGCUCCAUCUUCCUGUGUGACAUGGCCGUGUUUGAUGCUUACCUACCGUGGCGCCGUAACCUGUCGGACCUCUUCCAGUGGUCUGUGAGCCGGGCGCUGUGUUCACCACCUGCUUGCAGCGCCUUCCCCAGUGGCGCCAUCAGCAGCGAGUUCGUGUGCAAACCGCUGUGUGCGCGGCAGCCUUUUGCCCAGGUGGAGGAGGCCUGCCGCUCCUACAGCCAUGUGGUGCUCAAGGAGGUGCGCUUCUUCAACCUGCAGGUGCUCUACCCACUGCUCCGGGAUCCCGCGCUCAACCUGCAUAUAGUGCACCUGGUGCGCGACCCUCGGGCCGUGCUGCGCUCACGUGAACGAGCGGCCAAGGCGCUGGCACGUGACAAUGGCAUCGUGCUGGGCACCAAUGGCAAGUGGGUUGAGGACGAUCCAGACCUGAGCGUGAUGCGCGAGGUGUGCCGCAGUCACGUGCGCAUUGCCGAGGCCGCCACGCUCAAGCCGAAGCCCUUCCUGAGGGACCGCUACCGCCUGGUACGCUUUGAGGACCUGGCACGGGCGCCUCUCUCGGAGAUCCGUGCGCUCUAUGCUUUCGCCGGUCUGCCCUUAACGCCGCAGCUCGAGACCUGGAUCCACAAUCUCACACACGGUGCCGGGCCCAGUGUGCUGCAAGAGGCCUUCAAGACCACAUCCAGGGACGCUCUCAACGUCACGCAGGCCUGGCGCCAAGUGCUGCCCUUCUCCAAGAUCCGCCGCGUGCAGGAACUGUGCGCUGGUGCACUGGAGCUGCUGGGCUACCGGCCUGUCACCACCGAGGACGAGCAGCAUGACCUCUCCCUGGACUUGGUCCUGCCACGCGGCCAGAGCAGCUUCAGCUGGACGUAGGCCACAGCUGCCCUGAGCACUCCAGGCCUUAGCUGGGACUGUCAGUUCCUGGAGGCACGUGUGGGUGGGAGGGGCCUGAGGGCGGAUCCACUCUUACCGUAG